Messenger RNA from Metarhizium album ARSEF 1941, 603 nucleotides. Its product is annotated as Ribosomal protein L25/L23. The transcript has 2 exons. The coding region runs from base 1 to 603 and encodes 200 amino acids. Gene Ontology annotation, molecular function: structural constituent of ribosome. The record is from RefSeq and is a predicted model, not a curated record. Gene Ontology annotation, biological process: mitochondrial translation. Gene Ontology annotation, cellular component: ribosome; mitochondrial large ribosomal subunit. Lineage: Eukaryota; Fungi; Ascomycota; Sordariomycetes; Hypocreales; Clavicipitaceae.
AUGGCCGAAGCAGCAAAAGCAGCGGCCCGCCAGCUGCCCGGCUUCAGGCUGGGCAGAAAACAGGUCUUUCUCCCCAACCACGUCAUCACCCUCCUCCGCAAAGAACACCUCCCGCCCAACGAGGCCUGCUUCCAGGUACCGCUGCGCUUCACCAAGUUCGACCUCCGCGACUACCUGUGGAACCUAUACAACGUGGAGGUGACCAAGGUGCGGUCCUACGUGAAGCAACAGCCCCUCACGCAGCGAAACUCGCACUCGCGGUCGUGGUACCGCCCGCAGCCGCUGAAGGUGAUGACGGUCGAGCUGGCGAAGCCCUUCCAGUGGCCCGAGGCGCCCGCCGACCUGGAGCCGUGGAGCCACGAGCUCUGGCAGAAGAGGGAGGACUUGACGGAGAAGAGAAACGAGGAGCAGAUCAAGCAGCACAGGUUUGAGAUUGCAAUGAAGAGCAAGGAGGACAUGUCCAAGGAGAGGAGAGGGCUGAAGGAGCUGGCGGAGAGCAUGCUCAGGGGAGAAGUCAAGUGGGAUAACGGAGUGGCACUGGAUCCCAAGUGGGAUUCUGUGCCGAGGGAGGCGCAGAGCAGGGAUGCCGCCGCGGGCGCGUAG